Messenger RNA from Protopolystoma xenopodis, 528 nucleotides. The record is from the annotation of a GenBank genome assembly. Lineage: Eukaryota; Metazoa; Platyhelminthes; Monogenea; Polystomatidea; Polystomatidae.
AUGAAAUUUUCUUGCAAAGCAGUUAAUGCGUAUUUUUUUGCACUAUUAUCUCAGUCCUAUCCGCUUUCUGCAUCUACCAGAUCUGUCCUUGUUUGUUGCGGCCCUGGAAACAAUGGCGGGGAUGGUUUGGUGUGCUCCAGACAUCUGGCCAUGUUCCCGAUUGAGUCCCAAUUCGACUUAAUUGUCGAUGCGCUAUUCGGAUUUAGUUUUAAACCCCCAAUCCGACCGGCUUUCGCAGAAAUCCUUCGUCAUAUGGCAGGAGCCAAAGUUCCUCUGAUCAGCAUUGAUGUGCCCUCUGGGUGGGACGUAGAACUUGGACCUGUAGAGUCCAAUGGAGAUUUAGAUUUCACACUUAAACCUGAUUGCCUAAUCUCCCUAACCGCUCCCAAACUCUGUGCCAAAUAUUUUACUGGUCGGUACCAUUAUCUAGGUGGUCGUUUUAUUCCUCCAUCUUUGGCUGAGGAAUAUGGCCUUAACCUGCCUUCGUACUUUGGAACCGAACAGUGCAUUCUUCUGACCAAUGAAUAG